Penicillium waksmanii is the source of this 351-nucleotide messenger RNA. RefSeq lists its product as uncharacterized. Bases 1 to 351 code for a protein of 116 amino acids. The transcript is spliced from 2 exons. Lineage: Eukaryota; Fungi; Ascomycota; Eurotiomycetes; Eurotiales; Aspergillaceae. The record is from RefSeq and is a predicted model, not a curated record.
AUGUCGAACUUCUUCCGCAGGGCCUCGGAUGUCUUUAAGCAUCACCCGCACAACGACUCAAUCGAUUCCGCCAAUUCGGGAAAGUCUCCUACUACACAAGAGACACCUGACCCAAAGCCUGUAUCAAGUAACUGCAGCUCUCAGAGCGAUCCAGUUACAGAUAAUGAUGCGCGGCGCAAAAGUCAACGGCAUUGGGGAUUUGGUAGCCAGAACGAUCCGGAAGUCCAGAAAAAGCGUCGAGUGAGUCAGGAUGAGAAGGAUCGACUCGAUUUCGCGGCAACAAGAAAAUAUUCAAGUGCCCGGCGAAGAAGUCAGGGGGCUGGUACUGGGUUUGAGGGUGGAUGGCAGUGA